ACUUCCUUGUUGUGAGCCCUGGCCCGGCAGUGUUCGGACUCUUAGUCCCGCUGUCCUCACCGGGACCGCUAUUCCGAGUCUAGGUGGUAGCCGCAACCCCAGCCUGUCGGUUCCCCCUUCAGCACAGGUCCUUUCCCCGCACCCCUGCGCUCCCUAACAUGCCCAACCCCAGCAUCACCUCCUCUCCCUACCCCCUCCCUGAGGAAAUUAGGAACCUGUUGGCAGAUGUUGAAACAUUUGUAGCAGACAUACUGAGAGGGGAAAAUUUAUCCAAGAAAGCAAAGGAAAAGAGAGAAUCCCUUAUUAAGAAGAUAAAAGAUGUAAAGUCUACCUAUCUUCAGGAAUUUCAAGACAAAGGUGAUGCAGAAGAUGGGGAAGAAUAUGAUGACCCUUUUACUGGGCCUCCAGACAGUAUUUCAUUAGCCUCAGAAAGAUAUGAUAAAGAUGAUGAAGUCCCCUCUGAUGGAAACCAGUUUCCUCCAAUUGCAGCACAGGACCUUCCUUUUGUUUUAAAGGCUGGCUACCUUGAAAAACGCAGAAAAGAUCACAGCUUUCUGGGAUUUGAAUGGCAGAAACGGUGGUGUGCUCUCAGUAAAACAGUGUUCUAUUAUUAUGGAAGUGAUAAAGACAAACAACAGAAAGGUGAAUUUGCAAUAGAUGGCUACAAUGUCAGAAUGAAUAACACUCUUAGGAAGGAUGGAAAGAAAGAUUGCUGUUUUGAAAUCUCUGCUCCUGAUAAACGUGUCUAUCAGUUCACAGCAGCUUCUCCCAAAGAUGCUGAAGAAUGGGUUCAGCAGCUGAGAUUUGUAUUACAAGAUCUGGGAUCUGAUAUUAUUCCUGAGGAUGAUGAUGAAAGAGGGGAAUUAUAUGAUGAUGUUGAUCAUCCUCUACCAAUCAGCAGUCCACCAGGAAGCAGUCGACCAAUUGAUGAUGAAAUUUAUGAAGAACUUCCAGAAGAGGAAGAGGACAGUGCUCCGGUGAAAGCAGAGGAACAAAGGAAGAUGAGUCAGGACACUGUUCAUCCUCCCACAGGAGAUAAAAGCACUGAUUAUGCUAAUUUUUACCAGGGUUUGUGGGACUGCACAGGAGAUUUUUCUGAUGAGUUGUCGUUUAAACGUGGCGAUGUGAUUUACAUUCUUAGCAAGGAAUACAAUAGAUAUGGCUGGUGGGUAGGAGAAAUGAAGGGAGCCAUUGGCUUGGUGCCGAAAUCCUACAUAAUGGAGAUGUAUGAUAUUUGAGAGUCCUGG
Diceros bicornis minor is the source of this 1247-nucleotide messenger RNA. It is a transcript of the gene SKAP2, whose product is annotated as src kinase associated phosphoprotein 2. Gene Ontology annotation, cellular component: plasma membrane; cytoplasm. Gene Ontology annotation, molecular function: protein binding. The transcript has 12 exons. The coding region runs from base 159 to 1238 and encodes 359 amino acids. Lineage: Eukaryota; Metazoa; Chordata; Mammalia; Perissodactyla; Rhinocerotidae. The record is from RefSeq and is a predicted model, not a curated record.